AUGAACGACACCCCGGACAGAAAUGCCUGUAAGGCUCCUGCAGRGAAAGCACGACAGGAGGCCACCGCCCAGGGCGAUGCAGUAGAGGAGAUGGAAGAGAAGCUCGCGGAGGCCAAAGAGCUGCACAAUACAAAGCUUCUGACUGCACGGAAAGCAGAAGCCCACGAGCGCGACUACGAGGCUACAUGGGAAAGGAGGGAGCAACAGAAGUUGAAUGUGUACGAGUUGAAAGAGCAGCUCGAAGAAGCAACGGAGACAGUCAAGGAGACUACGAAAGUGCUCUGGGAGAUGAAAAGCGAAGCCAAUGAUACGGUUCUGCCCAGGUCCCGGGCAUCGAGUGUCGGUUCUGAGGACGAUGAAGAGCGUGGGGACGCUGGAGACGAUCAACCCCGCGAAGACCCUGGAGACGAUGACCCUCGCGAAGACACCGGAGACGAUGAAGAGUCUGAACAUUCCGGAGACUAUCAGGAGCCUGAAGACACUGAAUUACGGCCAGUUCGCUCGCAGGAGCGGCGGCGUACUCUCGGUGCUGAGCCGGAACCGCGAACUCCAGCAAAAGCUGUUCGCAAGACAGCUCAGUCGACGCCGAAGAAUCACGGCUUCGCCCAGCCACUGCCGAAUUUGGCGCCCAACAUCUUCAAGAUCAACGGCCAGUAUGAGGCUCUCUCUUGCUUUGUCGUCGGCUGCGGCACCAAUCAGCACCGUGGAAACUUGAAGCUCUUCAAGGACUUCAAGGCGCUCAAGCGCCAUGCUCGCGAGGCGCAUGGCGAGCAAUACAAGGCGGACUUUCCGAAGAAACAUGUCAGCGAUCGGGAGUAUCUGGACUCCCAGUAUGUGGAACGUAUUCCUGUCUCGGCGGACGAAAUCGCUCAGAUUCGGUCCACCUGGACUCUCCCCGAGCAUCUGGAGGUCCGUCCUCCACUCAAUGAGGAAUAUCAGUACCCGGUGCCCGCCAAGCGUAAGCGGAGAGACGGUAGUGUCGGGCAGAGUGGCUCGCGAAAGAAGCCUGCUGGCAAUGCUAGGCAGGUUCUAGCUGGAGCUCCAGCAAUUGAUGAGGAGUACGAGGAUGAGCAGCUGGGCGUUAUGAAUUACUCAGGAUACGAACGAACCCCGCAGAAUGACAGUAGCGUUGAGAAGAUUUACGCACCGCCUUCGCACACAGGGCUGUCCUUGAACACACCUCGACGCUGA
This is a messenger RNA of Ramularia collo-cygni, 1191 nucleotides long. RefSeq lists its product as uncharacterized. The transcript is spliced from 3 exons. Lineage: Eukaryota; Fungi; Ascomycota; Dothideomycetes; Mycosphaerellales; Mycosphaerellaceae. The record is from RefSeq and is a predicted model, not a curated record. The coding region runs from base 1 to 1191 and encodes 396 amino acids.